AGAUCUUUAGUUCCGCAGAGCGAUCAAGAAGGAAAUCUGGAAAAUGAAUUCACUGGCGCAGGAGAUAGAGGGAUUCUCCAAAGUACAUUUGAGGAAACAGAGCACCCGUGUGACAACGGUGACCGGGAGGAAACUGUUAGAGACGCGGAACGGUGAUGACUUUCACGUCGCGGAUGAUUUACAACAGGACAGUGACGCGGCUUGUGGGUUUGUGCAGGAUCUGAAUAUGGAUCUGCAAGUUGGCAUCAUCAGACCUUUCCUUUUACUCUCGUCACAGGAUGCUGCUCAUGACAUAGACACUUUAAAGAAAUAUAAGGUUACUCAUGUGCUGAAUGUGGCCUAUGGAGUUGAAAAUGCGUUCCCACAACUCUUCACAUAUAAGACUGUCACCAUAUUAGAUCUUCCAGAGACAGAUAUCACCUCGUACUUUCCUGAUUGUUUUGAGUUUAUAAACCAAGCCUCUCAGCAGGGUGGAGUGUUGUUGGUGCACUGUAAUGCCGGUGUGUCUCGCUCUGCUUCUGUUGUCAUUGGUUUCCUCAUGUCCCAGGAUAAGCUAUCAUUUGAAGAGGCAUUCAGUACUGUAAAAUCUGCCAGGCCAUACAUUCAACCAAACCCAGGCUUUAUGAACCAGCUAAAGAAAUACCAUCCAUGAUGCUACGCAUGUUAUCUCAGAUUUGAGGCAUACUGGAUUUUUUUAUACCUGUGUUUUACAUAAGACUUUUAUUAAUAAGGCGAUUAGUUGAAUCAAGUGUAUUAAAAAAACACACAGAAUGUGCUAUACAGUAAGAGUCGGACUGAAACAAUAUAUGCUAACAUAUUUUACAGUAUUUCUAUGUGAUUGGUUUAAAAUGUAUAUUCAAAUUAUUUUAUAUGUAUUUAUAAAGUAUUGUGCAAAAAUCUUAUGCUAACAUGACAUCAUAAGAUUUGUUGUUUUUACAAUGGUAUAGUGACCACAUGUAAUCAUUUCUCAUUUUCUUUAUUAGAAUACAAUCAGAAAAUACAGGAAAUUAUUUUCAGAAAAUUUGUAUGCAAACACCUUAUAAGCUAAAGUGUUUGGUUUGAGCUUCACGUAACACUUCAGCAAUAACAGGAACUUCGAGACUCUCUUAAACCUAAAUAAAAUUAAAUGAUUUCAAGACUUCAGUCUCCUGAAAAGAGUUUAAGAUGUGCAUAAUGCCAAGAGAGGUCACACUAAAUUCUUACAUUUGCCAAAAGUGUUUUUACAGUUUGUAAGGAACUUUAUUUUUCAUUUCUAAUUAAUGGAAACUUUAAUCUUGUUGUUGCAAUGCUGUUAAUAAAGGAACUUUGGACUUUAUUAAUUUAAGUAAAUUAUUAGAAAUCUGUAUUGUGAAACAUCUCUUUGAUAUUUCUUAGCUAUUUAGAGUAUGCUGUGCAUUUCUACAUUUUAGAAACUGCUCACAAUAUUAGACCAUUUAGUCACAUCUAUUGUGAAAGAUUUUAAAAAUAAAAAUCCAUAUAAUUGGUAUGUUGGUUACCUUGGCAUGUAAAGAUGUUAUAUAUCAUUCUAUUUGUGAUUUUUCUUGAAAAAAAUAGACCUGUGCCUAAGGAUUUGCUUUGAAGUAAAGUUCUCAGGAUUAAAAUAUUGUAUUCUUGCAAAAACGGCUUUGAAUUAAA
This is a messenger RNA of Paramisgurnus dabryanus, 1635 nucleotides long. The record is from RefSeq and is a predicted model, not a curated record. Lineage: Eukaryota; Metazoa; Chordata; Actinopteri; Cypriniformes; Cobitidae.